UCAAGAAUCGCGCACAGAUGUUUGAAGCAUGAUCGCUGUUCGUAGAUGAGACCUCGCCUAUACUGUAGUAAUCUCGUUUCACAAAGCGACUUCAACUGUCUAACGGCCAUUGUGAAGUAUGUGUUAAAGUAUAGGAGAAACGUCAGCAAGGUUUGCAGGGAAACGUCAGCUUUGUGACAGCACUUGCGUGGAUCCUUUUAAAAAUCGGGAUGUCCCGUAUGAAAUAUAAGCUGUUUCGUAUGCUUGGACUAGUGUUAAUCUUCAUAACGACCAGUGUUAUAUUCACUGGCUGGACGCAUUACUCGGGAGAGAGUUUUUUAAGGACACAAACAAGUGGAGGCUAUAAGCCGUGUAGGAAACUCAUGACGAGUCAAGGGAGUAUGGCGUUCGUGGAGGAACUUCUCCACGAUAAUGUAACCUACGACCUCGGACUUCUGCCUUCAUGGUCCGCCUCAAGGAUAUAUCUGGAUAAGAACGGCUCUAUCCAUCUGGGAGAUGUGUUUACCGUCACAGUCCGCCUGUAUGACGGUUACAACAGGCCAAUGUACCGUGGAGGUGACAUGCUGGCAAUAAUGAUGCAGAACUAUAGCUAUGGAGCUGGUUCAGUUGGUCACGUGGUCGACCACCACAACGGAAGCUAUACCGGCAUCCUCCGCGCCUUGUGGACCGGAAGUGUGGCUAUAUCUGUGCGGAUACUCUACCCUCGUGAAGCUCUUUCGACGUAUCUGAAGCACAUGGGUCCAUAUAGUCCCGGAAAAACCAUUAUGUGUGUCUUCCAGAAUGACAACGCAAGAAGCGAGACGUUUGGGUAUCCUUCUGUGGAGCCCUUUAGGGGGAUACCUUUCUGUAAUAUGACGUCGGAGAACUACGGACUUGCUUGGUACUGCGUCAAGCCGAACAAUCCUUUAGUUUGCCACGAUUGGGUACAAUUCACCAGCCAACCAAACAACGACACCCAAUGGACGAAUAAGAAAAUAAAGGAUUUCUAUUUGAUGGCCAAGAGGGCGCGGAGAAUUCGAGAUACAAUAUCUGUAAUAAUUUUAGGACGUCCGGGAACCACAAUGGCGACUGCAGCAGAGACACUGUGUACUUCACCAGACAUCUCGGAGACGUGGACCCAGCCCUACACUUCCGGCUUCUUCUACAGGAGGGAGUGGUACAGCAUGGCCUGCUCGGUGAAGAUUGAUGAACACUCAUUACGGAAGUGUCUUUCCAACCGACGCCUUCACAUCCUCGGGGAUUCCACCGUCCGUCAGUUCUUCUCCAAUCUCUACGAGAGACUGAACAUGACAAUGGUCACGGAGAAAUGGACAGUCAGAACAUGGCACCGAUACACCGAGAGUCAGAACAGGGACAUGAAGUUCACUAUGAGCUGGGCCCCUCAUGAACUGCCCUUAUAUUACAAUGGCAACCGAGCAUCCGCAAGACCCUUGUAUGUGAACAUCGAUGAUAUACCCAGUGGCUCAAAUGAUAUAGUUAUCAUACAUAUAUAUGUGCACUUCCGGUUUCACCAUCCGAGCGUGUUCAGGGAGAGUAUUCGGCGCGCUGCUCAAGCCACCAGGAGGCUGAUGCGGCGGUCUCCAAGGGCUGUAGUGGGAAUCAAGGGAACUCACUACUUCCGCUUCUCCAAAGACGAGAUCGACGCUGGGUUUGGUCUGGUGUAUGAUGCUAUAAUAAGGGAAGAGUUCAGUGAUAUGUUCUCCAGAGUGAUUUUGAUAAAUGAGUGGGACCUCAUCUUGGCCUCUGACAUUCUGGUGCUACAUCCACCAGCAUGGUUGGUUAAGCUCCUCGUGGACAGCUUUCUGGGCUAUGCGUGUUCUUUAUAGACAAUGGGUGGUUGGGAAGCCUAGUGGUUAAUCGUUCGCUCGUCACGCUGGUUCGAUUCCCGACAUGGGUGCAAUGUGUGAAGCCCAUUUGUGGUGUCCCCCGCCAUGAUAUUGCUGGAAUAUUACUAAAAGCGUAAAACCAUACUAACUCACCCUUGAUAGACGGACAAAUGUAGUUAAUAUUUUCAAGAUUAUAUUCACGUCUUUUAUCGCACACAAGAACGGCCAAGAUAGACGGAGAUAAACUUUCAAACUGUUGUGACAUAUUUUUUCUGUGGCUGGCGUGAAAUCCCUGGUCGUCAACGGAAGUAUUAAGCUGUGAUAAACUGUCAUACCUGACUAUAAUAUGUUGUAAGUGUUUUUCUACCAUGGUACUGAAGAAUGUUUUGUUCUGAUUGGUCAAAAUAAACAUUAAACCAGAUAUCCACUUUUGUUAGGUACCUCAAUAUUAACAAGCAUUUUUACACAAAACGUGGGCGUUAAUACUACGAUCUUUUGACAAACCGCAACAACGGUUGCCGAUCAGAAGUAUAUAGUUCGAUCAAUUGUAGUUAAGUAAGCCUCGGUAUUCAAAGGAGACUUGUAUGUGGAGUAAGAUGGUAGCUUCGGGUUACAGGUAACAGAUGUUACCCGCUCUUGCAUAUCGACAUCCAUUAUACGUUGUUUGAAUUCCGAUAAGAAUACGCCUUUAUCCCCAACAUCUUGCAUUACCCAUGUGUAACCGAAUUCUUAUUCAAAUAAAAUAUCCUUUACGUGAGUGAUGCUAGAUACACUGUCAAGUCCAAAUAAGAUAAUAUAAGUUUGCUUAGGAAGUCUGUUAUCAUUCAUUAAGCUUUGUGACAAAAGUGGUGUAACCUUCAUAUACCUUGCUAUUCAAGGCCUACUGGUGAGGCCGUUAGGCAUUCUGCAUAGCCGUUGGUAGCAUGAGGUCAUUUCUAGUCCAUUACUAGUUGUUUGAUACCAGUUAACUUCCUGUACUUCAUACUUUAGUAGGGAUCACAGGUGGCCAGUCGUCUAAGGCGCCACGAUUCGCUGUGCAGAGUUGCGUCCCCUGGGCACGCCAGAAACCUAUGAUUGUGGAUUCGAAUCCCGGUU
Molecule: messenger RNA, 2921 nt
Organism: Haliotis rufescens (red abalone)
Lineage: Eukaryota; Metazoa; Mollusca; Gastropoda; Lepetellida; Haliotidae
Product: NXPE family member 3-like
Exons: 6
Coding region: 210-1826 (538 amino acids)
Source: RefSeq, a predicted model, not a curated record